GAAGUGAUAUUGAUGCCGGAAGCAAUAGUGAUGCCCCAAUUUUAGGAAAUGGUGUUAACGUGGAAACUACGGAAAAUAAUGAUAAUUCACCGCAAAGUCGAAACUUUAAAAAACUUAUGGCCAUUCAAUUAACCAAUCCUGUAAUCAUUUAUCUUAUUGCUAUGUUUUUUGUGAUUGUUUAUGGAUCAAUUCGAUAUUCAACAACGUACAUUCCAUUCUAUCAACGAAAUAUUGAGUCAUACGCUGCGCAUUCACUUGUCAAAGUCGGAUGUGUGAUUGGCGCUAACAAUAAUUUUGAAAAUAAAUACUAUGUUGAUCGGACAGAAGAAUUAGCGCGAAAUGGUAGCAAAUUUAUUUUAUGGUCUGAAAGUUUAGCCCUUGUUAAUGACACAGCCCAAUAUAAUGAUCUUGAACUUGGGAUAAACAAUAUAUCUCAAAUGUACAAAACCUAUAUUGGAUUCACUUAUGCUGAUGCAUCAUCAGAUAAUGGAUUAAUAUACAACAAAUUAACCGUAGUGUCACCAGAUGGAAAUAUUUUGAUUAAUUAUGCCAAAGCACAUUUAGUACCUUUUGUAGAAAGUGGUAUAACUGCUGGCCCCAAUAUUUUGCAAACUAGUGCUACUUCAGAUUUUGGUACUAUUGGAGGAGCAAUUUGUUUUGAUUAUAAUUUUCCAAGCUUAAUUAGCCAAUCAUCAAAAAAUAAUGUUGAUUUCAUGGUGCAGCCCUCAGAUACUUGGGUCUCAUUUAAAUUUCGUACAUUACUAAUUACAUUGUUUUCUUCCUCAGGUCCAGUUGCUGGCUAUCAUUUUCGUACCAAUUCGAUAAGACCAAUUGAAAAUGGAUUCACAUUAAUCCGAUGCAAUCAUUAUGGAACCUCUGGAGCUUGGGGACCCUAUGGUCAACCUUACGUGGCAGUAGAAACUGUGGACGAUUUAAUAAUAUCAUUUCAAAUACCUUUACAUAAACGCGUAAAAACGGUUUAUG
Molecule: messenger RNA, 984 nt
Organism: Racocetra fulgida
Lineage: Eukaryota; Fungi; Glomeromycota; Glomeromycetes; Diversisporales; Gigasporaceae
Source: the annotation of a GenBank genome assembly